AUGGGUAACAACAGAUUAACUGGUGCGAUUCCACAAGCUCUUCUGGGAUUGGAAAAGUUGGAGUCUUUAAGUUUGCGGGGGAAUUUUCUGUCAGGGGAGAUUCCAGUUGGAAUUGGGAACGUGUCCAGACUCGACAGCAUUUCUCUAAGCGACAAUCGACUAACCGGCGGGAUACCUCUUUCGAUCCAUAACUUGACCAAGCUAUACACGCCCACCCUCGACGACAAUCUUCUAUCGGGUGGGAUUUCAAUUGGGCUACAUCUAGGGUUAUACACUUUCCUCGAUCUAUCCAACAAUCGAUUAUCCGGUGAAAUUCCUCGCACCUUGGGCAGAUUGACGAGCCUGAAAGUGCUCAAUCUCUCUCACAAUCAGCUCACCGGUCGCAUCCCGGAUAGCUUUGGCGAAAUGAGGGAUUUGGAGAGCUUGGAUCUGUCGCACAACGAUCUGUACGGAGAAAUUCCAGAGUCGAUGGGGAAACUGUUGCAGCUGACGAAUCUGAAGCUGAGUGACAACAAUCUCACCGGCCGGAUUCCGCACGGUCCCCAAAUGGACAAGAUUUAUGACAUGGAUUCUUACGACGCAAAUGUCGGUGGGCUGUGCGGGACGCAAAUUUGCGUGCCCUGCAUCGAGCCAAUGACGCCGGAGGAGGCGGCAUCGACUCCCGGAGACGGAAUCGAGAGCGAGGAGGGACUCGUAUGGUUUUCUUGGAUGACGGCCGGAAUCGGGUACCCGACUAGAUUUGUGACGACGGUCCUUGGGAUGUAUGGGUUUGGUUACUUCCACCGUCCGAUGUGGCGGCGGCGACGGAUGAGGAGCCGCGCCGCCAUCAAGUUCUGA
Molecule: messenger RNA, 837 nt
Organism: Linum tenue
Lineage: Eukaryota; Viridiplantae; Streptophyta; Magnoliopsida; Malpighiales; Linaceae
Source: the annotation of a GenBank genome assembly